This is a messenger RNA of Funneliformis mosseae, 390 nucleotides long. The record is from the annotation of a GenBank genome assembly. NCBI's taxonomy places the organism in Eukaryota, Fungi, Glomeromycota, Glomeromycetes, Glomerales, Glomeraceae.
AUGCCAAAAGGUGUUCUUUUACCAGAUGAAGAACAAGAAAGUUAUAUAUAUAUUAUUAACGGUAUAAAGAAUGAUUCUCCUAUGUUAUAUAAACUUAUCCAGGAAUUAAAUGCUGAUGAUGAAAAGCCUGGAGAUACUGAUGGGACCACCAAUGCUAAUCCAAAGAUCACUAAGGAUGCGCAAGAGAUCACAAAUGCUGAGCAAGGUCUGAUUCGCCUUUACUAUGACCUGGGAGAAGAGCUAUCAAAACAAACCAGUAAUGAACUUAAUGACGACGAUAAAAAAAUAGAGAGUGCUCAAAAGAUCUAUUCACUUUUUCACAUGAUUGGGAAGGAUAAGAUAAAUAAUAUAGGACGUUUGAAAUCUUUUACUGCAUCGUCAAUUUUAUAA